CGACACAAACGAGCAAAAUAAACGUGCGCGUGUAACAUUCAAUUCAACAAUAAUAUUCAACAUAAAAUAUUUUUAUAGAGUUGAAAAUUUGAAAUUGUAGCUAAUAAAGUAACUUCUACCAAGUGUAAAUCCAAACUCUGGUGUUUAAAGAACAUUUAGAACGAGCGAGCAGGACAAUUACUAUCGACGCAGUCCAUUUUAAUUGAUCGAGGAUGCAAAACGUUUGUUCCGAGGGUCGUCGUUUACCAAAGCCUGACUGGGACCAAUUUAACCCACGGUGUCACAAUCCAUCACUUCAUGUACCUCGCAGACCUCCCCCACAAAAACGUCCCACUGUCUUUAGCAGCUACUACAGCAAAAAAGAAACCAAUACGAGCGGUAAUAAUGACGCAUAUCAGCCACGGCCGCCACAAUUUAACCCUAACAGCAACAGGUCGAGACCAUACAAUCGUGGGGGGCACUCCAACAAGCCAAUGCUACCACAUAUUAUGUCUGACAACGCUGGCAGUAAUUACCCACCAGCUCUAAUUCCGAAUCAGCAACACCAUGAACCAGUAAGGUUUGAUCCAACUCAACCAUUGCAGCCUUAUCAAAAUUGGAGACCGGAAAGAAGUGAAAUGUCUUUUAAACGGAGAGGUGGCGGAAGACCACGCUACCAAAAGAACAAGAAGCAGCAAAGAUUCAAUAAUACGUUCUCUGAUAGUUAUGGAAAGCCUGAAGCGAUUCUAGAGAAACGUUGCUGUGAAUGUGGAGAUGCUGAUUCUUCAUACAAAUGUCCACUAUGCCUGCUUAAGUAUUGCUCGGUCUCCUGCUAUAAGGCUCAUAAGGGUGGAAUUAAUUGCAUAUCUACUAUGAACGAAGAAACCGUGAUGGACAAAAACAACGAAGUAAAUUGUAAGCUGAUAAAAAGCCCACAAAAGAUAAGUUUAGUACGAGGAAGAGUCGAGUACUUAUAUCCCACGGUGGACACAAUCAAACCAGAAGCUCUGGAAAAAUUGGCGGUCGAAGAUUCAUUAAGAAGCAGGGUGGUUGAUCUACUGAAGAGUCAAGGCUUACGAGAUAAGAUUCGAAGACUAGAUUUAUCAGAGGACCCGAGAAAAUUGAUGGACUCAUUUGUGGAGGAUAAAGAAUUUUCCGAAUUCAAAACAUUUGUGAUCGACAAUUUAUCAAAGGACUUAUUUAGAUAAAGCUGCAAUUUUUUAAAAUAAUUAUUAAUUGAGUUGAUUUUCAAGAUUUUAUAUAAAUGAUAAAAAUAUUUCCGUGA
This is a messenger RNA of Folsomia candida, 1264 nucleotides long. RefSeq lists its product as uncharacterized. The record is from RefSeq and is a predicted model, not a curated record. The transcript has 4 exons. Bases 213 to 1187 code for a protein of 324 amino acids. Lineage: Eukaryota; Metazoa; Arthropoda; Collembola; Entomobryomorpha; Isotomidae.